Melozone crissalis (California towhee) is the source of this 3214-nucleotide messenger RNA. It is a transcript of the gene ARHGAP39, whose product is annotated as Rho GTPase activating protein 39. The transcript has 9 exons. The annotation marks the transcript as partial. Lineage: Eukaryota; Metazoa; Chordata; Aves; Passeriformes; Passerellidae. Gene Ontology annotation, molecular function: GTPase activator activity; protein binding. Gene Ontology annotation, cellular component: cytoplasm; cytoskeleton. Gene Ontology annotation, biological process: signal transduction. The record is from RefSeq and is a predicted model, not a curated record.
GCUGGAAUGGGUGGAAAUCAUCGAGCCCCGCACCCGGGAGCGCAUGUACGCCAACCUGAUCACGGGCGAGUGCGUGUGGGACCCGCCGGCCGGCGUGCGCAUCAAGCGCACCAAUGAGAACCAGUGGUGGGAGCUCUUCGACCCCAACACCUCGCGCUUCUACUACUACAAUGCCACCACGCAGAGGACGGUGUGGCACCGGCCCCAGAACUGCGACAUCAUCCCGCUGGCCAAGCUGCAGACGCUGAAGCAGAACACGGAGUCGCCGCGGGCGUCCACGGAGAACAGCCCCGGCCGCAGCAGCAAUGUCAGCCGGGAGGGGAGCACCAGCUCGUCCCUGGAGCAGGAGCUGGAGGGCAGCGAGAAGGGGCAGGAGCAGCGCCCCGGCCGCCAGCCCAGCCAGUACUCGGUGGUGAAGGAGGAAACGGAAAGCUCGUCGCCCUCGGGAGCGUUCGAGAAGGAAUUCGACGUUUACCGGGAUUACGGCGCCGAGGGGCAGCUCCUGCACUACAGGACCUCAUCGCUCCGAUGGAACGCCGGCACCAAGGAGCGGAUGCUGAUCAAGGUGACGGACCGCGAGCCCAGCUUCCUCCUCCACCAAGGCAACGGCUACGGCCCGGAGAACCAGCCCGGCUCCCGCUCCCGCCGCCCCUCGGGCGGCCAGCAGUCGCCCAACCUCCAAACCUUCUCCUCGGACAGCGCCGACAACUCCGUCUUCUUCCCCGAGAGGAAGCAGUCGCCCUUCCUGAAGCGGGCCGAGCACGCCGGCAGCUGCUCGCCGCUGCUGGGCCGCGGCGACUCCUUCUGCUCGCCGCUGCAGGGGCAGCACCGCAAGCCCUCGAGCGAGUCGCAGCCGUCGUCGCCGCGCUACGCCUACGAGCCGCCGCUCUACGAGGAGCCGCCCAUGGAGUACCAGGCGCCCAUCUACGACGAGCCGCCCGUGGACAUGCAGUACGAGGCCGGCGGCGGCUACAAGGCCGGCUCGCCGCAGAAGUCGCCCGUCCGCAAGCCGCACCCGUUCCUGCAGUCGCCCAAGCAGGGCGCCAACUCGCCCUACCAGCAGCUGGUGCUCACCAAGCAGAAGUGCCCCGAGCGCUUCAUGAGCCUGGAGUACAGCCCGGCCGGCAAGGAGUACGUGCGGCAGCUGGUCUACGUGGAGCAGUCGGGCUCCAGCCCCAAGAUGAAGGCGGGCUUGAGGCACAAAUACUCCCCCAACCCCAUCGGCGGCUCCUACUCGCUGCAGCACAGCCCCUGCCUGGCGCGCGACCAGCGCCCGGACGUCAGAUCGGGCGACUACAGCAGCAUGGAGGGAGCCGACUUCUGCCCGGGCCCCGCGGGCGCCCCGGCGGGCCAGGCCGAGGACUCCAUGUCGUGGUCCAGUCAGCAGGACACCUUGUCCUCCGGCGGCUACUCGCCCUCCACCAGGAAGAGGAAGAGCCGGAAGCCCUCGGCGAACCACGACGCCGACGCCUCCUCCGCGGACGGCUCCGCGGAGCGGGAGGCGCCGGGAGAGCCGGGCGAGGAGCGGGCGGCGCCCGCGCGGUCGCCGAUGAGCCGGACGGAGAGCAAGGCGGCCGAGGCGGAGGCGGCGGCGGCGGCGCGGGCGUUCCCGGAGCCGUUCCUGGCGCAGGCGCGGCUGGCGUGGGAGGCGCAGCAGGCGCACUACCACAUGAAGCAGAGGAGCAGCUGGGAUUCCCAGAAGGACGGGUCGGGCUACGAGAGCGACGGCGCGCUGCCGCUGCCCAUGCCGGGCCCCGUGGUGAGGGCCUUCAGCGAGGACGAGGCGCUGGCGCAGCAGGAGAACAAGCACUGGAAGAGGAACACCUUCGAGAAGCUGGGCUUCCCGCAGAUCCUGCUGGAGAAGAGCGUCUCGGUGCAGACCAACCUGGCGUCGCCCGAGCCGUACCUGCACCCGUCUCAGUCGGAGGACCUGGGCGCGUGCGCGCCGUUCGAGGGCGGCCGGCCGGCGCGCGCCAUGAUGCCGAGCGCCAGCUGCGUCUUCCCGGCGUUCACGCUGCGCAAGCCGUCCUCGGAGACGGACAUCGAGAACUGGGCCUCCAAGCACUUCAACAAGCACACGCAGGGCCUCUUCCGCCGCAAGGUCUCCAUCGCCAACAUGCUGGCCUGGAGCAGCGAGUCCAUCAAGAAGCCCAUGAUCAUGACCAACGACCGCAGCGUCAAGAAGGAGGCGUGCGAGAUCUUCAAGCUGAUCCAGAUGUACAUGGGCGACCGGCGCGCCAAGACGGACCGGCUGAGCGUGGCGCUGGAGGUGGCCACCAAGGGGUGGAGCGUGCAGGGGCUGCGGGACGAGCUCUACAUCCAGCUGUGCCGGCAGACCACCGAGAACUUCCGCUACGAGAGCCUGGCGCGCGGCUGGGAGCUGAUGGCCAUCUGCUUGGCCUUCUUCCCGCCCACGCCCAAGUUCCACUCCUACCUCGAGGGGUACAUCUACCGGCACAUGGACCCGGUGAACGACACCAAAGGGGUGGCCAUCAGCACCUACGCCCGGUACUGCUACAGCAAACUGCAGAAGGCGGCGCUGACCGGGGCCAAGAAGGGCCUGAAGAAGCCGACCCUGGAGGAGAUCCGGCACGCCAGGAACGCCAUCUUCAGCCCGUCCAUGUUCGGCAGCUCGCUGCAGGAGAUCGUGGCCAUGCAGAGGGACAGGUACCCCGACCGGCAGCUGCCCUGGGUGCAGACCCGGCUCUCCGAGGAGGUCCUGGCCCUCAACGGCGACCAGACCGAGGGCAUCUUCAGGGUCCCCGGCGACAUCGACGAGGUCAACGCCCUCAAGCUGCAGGUGGACCAGUGGAAGAUCCCCACCGGCCUGGAGGACCCGCACGUUCCCGCGUCGCUGCUGAAGCUGUGGUACCGCGAGCUGGAGGAGCCGCUGAUCCCGCACGAGUUCUACGAGCGCUGCAUCUCGCACUACGAGAGCCCCGAGGCCGCCGUGGCCGUGGUGCACGCGCUGCCCCGCAUCAACAGGAUGGUGCUCUGCUACCUCAUCCGGUUCCUCCAGGUGUUCGUGCAGCCGGCCAACGUGGCGGUGACCAAGAUGGACGUGAACAACCUGGCCAUGGUGAUGGCGCCCAACUGCCUGCGCUGCCGCUCCGACGACCCGCGCGUCAUCUUCGAGAACACGCGCAAGGAGAUGUCCUUCAUCCGCGUCCUCAUCCAGCACCUGGACACCAGCUUCAUGGAGGGCGUCCUAUAG